CGAUUGAAUGUAAGCGGUGAUUGCCACCAACUCUUUGCCACCAAACCAUUGCUCUCAACUCUAACUGUAUGCACUCAUAACUGUAGCACUUUACUGAAAGCUGUAAAAAGCCCCAGGCGAGUUCCAAUCUGAUUCAAAAGCACGUGCCACUUCGGCGAAUGAUUACGGGGAUGAGCUACUAGCACGUUGCCGCGAGCACGCUUAUCGAGAUCGCAUCCUGCGAUCGCUCCGCUUGAACAAACCGUCACACUAUAAAUGAGAUUAAUUUCCUCAACCGUGAAAUCACAUCCCAUAGAACAGUGACCGAACACGAACCUCCACGAAAUGUACCACCGAGCGUUGUUUCUGUGCGGUUUCCUGCUGCUAGGCUUACAGUGUGGUUGGCAGACGCUAGCCGACGACUGUAUGGACAUGAAGAUUUACACUACUAAGGUUGCUUCCUGCUGUCAGCUGGAAGAAUUCCUAACCCUAAAGACGUACGGCAGUUGUUUGAACACUAUGGACGAAAAGUAUCCCGAUUCAACCCUGGAUUAUUUGGUCUGUGGACUCGAUUGUACGUACCGGGAGAUGGGCAUCCUGACGGGAGAGGAUGACAUUAACGUAGAACAGAUCAGCACCAACCAAGCGGUGCACGGUGAGUCGUACCAGGAAGCGAUUGCCAAAGCCGUCGAUGCCUGUCUGGCACAGAGGGAAGAGUUCCGCGAGCAGGCGAAAUUGAUUCAGACGGAGUGUAGUAUAUUCGCGCUCAAGUUUCACGGGUGCAUUAUGGUGGAAUCGAUGCGAAACUGUCCCGCCGAACGGUGGGACUCGAGUGUGUUGUGUGAAAAGGUGCGAAGUGGUGUAGCCGUGUGUCCACCGUGAAAGGGUAGGUUUGCAAGUUUCUGGCGAACUGGCGCAAUGGAAAGCAUUAAAAAUAAAGUUAAGGAACUACAUGCAAUAAAACAAAACGAUUCAAUUCACUUGGACGUUUGUGCAAGAAUCUAUUGUGCAAGAAGAAUGUGUUGCUGCCUGGAUCAUUCAUAUUCGUAACACUUAACUGGUGGCACCCUCUGGUAGCAUUAGGGUGUACUACCACAAAUGCUAUUUAAACUGUUCACUAUCCCGUUCUGAGUAUUUAAAUGAUAAUACAUGCUUACAUAGUUUUCAGCUAUAAUUGUGCUCUUCCCUUCUUUGUGAUUUGAUUGGUUUGAAUUCAAGUCUAAGCCUGCAUUAAUAGCUUUAGGGGAUUCACUAUUUUUGACUGUUUAGUAUACCAAUUAGCCG
Molecule: messenger RNA, 1263 nt
Organism: Anopheles merus
Lineage: Eukaryota; Metazoa; Arthropoda; Insecta; Diptera; Culicidae
Exons: 3
Coding region: 325-861 (178 amino acids)
Source: RefSeq, a predicted model, not a curated record